Molecule: messenger RNA, 1114 nt
Organism: Salvia splendens (bonfire salvia)
Lineage: Eukaryota; Viridiplantae; Streptophyta; Magnoliopsida; Lamiales; Lamiaceae
Product: NADPH-dependent pterin aldehyde reductase
Exons: 5
Coding region: 64-840 (258 amino acids)
Biological process (GO): folic acid-containing compound metabolic process
Cellular component (GO): cytosol
Molecular function (GO): oxidoreductase activity, acting on the CH-OH group of donors, NAD or NADP as acceptor
Source: RefSeq, a predicted model, not a curated record
GAUUUUAAUAUGUGGAGUGAAGUUUAAAUUUGUUUCCCUGAGUGGGCAAACAGUGAAGAGGCGAUGGCGAUGGGCAGACCUCCGACGCCGGCAGGUACGAGCGCCAUGAACAUUGUUGCUGGCGCCGCUUCCACUAAUCUCAAGACAGUCCUAAUCACCGGAGUCAGCCGCGGCCUUGGUAAAGCCCUAGCACUUGAAUUGGCCAAGCGCGGUCAUACCAUAAUCGGCUGCUCCCGCUCCCCUGAAAAUCUCUCUGCUCUCCAAUCCGAGCUCGUCGCCGCCUCUGACAGCAGCACCAACGCUAACAGCCACAUUUUCAUGAAUGUGGACGUGAGGUCUAAUCGUAGUGUUGAGGAGUUGGCGCGUGCCGUAGUGGAGAAGAAGGCUAUUCCUGAUAUAAUUGUGAACAAUGCUGGGGCGAUAAAUAGGAACAAUAAAAUAUGGGAGGUUCCGGAGGAUGAAUUUGACAAUGUCAUUGAUACGAACAUCAAGGGUACCACAAAUGUGUUACGCAACUUCAUUCCAAUUAUGAUUGAGAACAAGCAUGGGAUAAUUGUCAACAUGUCAUCUGGAUGGGGAAGAUCUGCUGCUGCACAGGUGGCUCCUUAUUGUGCCUCAAAGUGGGCAGUGGAGGGUUUGACAAGGUCAGUUGCAAAGGAGCUGCCUCCUGGAAUUGCUGUUGUUGCACUCAAUCCUGGUGUGAUUAACACCGAUAUGCUUCAAUCAUGUUUUGGCACUUCAGCUUCUGUAUACCCAACUCCUGAGUCAUGGGCACCUAGGGCAGCUACUCUGAUUCUGCACCUUACGGUGUCUGACAAUGGCGCACCUCUCACCGUGUGAUUCAUGGACAUGGCUGUUAUUGUUUGGUUACUAUAUCCUGUUUUGUAGUAGUCUACAAAUAAAGUACUAAUAGAUAAUUUGUGUAAGCUAGAGUAGUGCCCUGAGAAAAUUUCUUUCUACCUGAGUGCACUUUAGUUUCUUUGGGACAGGAGAGAGAUAAAAUUAUAGUCGUCAAACAAUUCUGUGUUUUUGACAGUCAUAUUGUGCAAUGUAAGAUUUGGAUUGUAAUUGUUUAGUCCCAAUUUAAAGUACCCAUUAAAAAAUUACUUACAAA